AUGAAACUUUGGACAUCACCCUGGGUGUCUUUCCUGGUGAUUCUCAUCUUGUGUUUUGGAUCAGAGUGCGGGACAGUCCGGAGAAAGGGGAGAUCCAAGAGGGAGUUGGUGCGCAUUAGGGAGGCGAAAGCCACCAUCCCAGGGGCUUGUGCCACACGUCUGCCCCGGGGCAAACGCUCUUUGCCCGGCUUGGAGCGACGGGUGCUCCGCCAGCGCCGGCGCUCCUCUCAGACGGAGGAAAACUCUCCAGACCGGGGGAAAGCUGUUUAUUUCACCGGCAUGGGAGAUCAGCUGCGGCUAAAGCCUGGCGUGGAGAUUCCCAGAGGCAAUUUCACUCUGGAGAUGUGGAUCAAACCGGAGGGAGGUCAGCGAUCGCCUACAGUGAUUGCAGGCCUGUAUGACAAAUGCUUCUAUGCCUCCAAUGACCGAGGCUGGCUGCUCGGGAUCCAGGCGGUUAGUGAAUAUGGGAACCGUGACCCUCGGUUCUUCUUCUCCCUUAAAACGGACCGUGCCCAUAAAGUGACCUCCAUUCACUCUAAUGCCCGCUACAUACCCAACCAAUGGGCACAUGUGGCAAUCACAUAUGAUGGCGUGUACAUGAAGCUCUUCAUCAAUGGGGCCCAAGUUGGUGUUAGUCGAGAGCAGUCAGGUGAUGUCUUCAGUCAUUUGACCAAAAAGUGCAAAGUGUUGAUGAUUGGGGGGAAUGCACUCAAUCACAAUUACAGGGGGGCAGUGGAAAGGGUGGGUCUAUGGAGGCAGGCCCGAGCACAGAGGGAUAUUAUCAGGGAUAUGCAGGGCCAUGAGGACCCCGAAGAUCUACCUCAGCUGGUAAUUCGUGAAACAUUCGAGCACCCUGGGCGCAAGUGGCUGACCGUUAAAGAUGGUAAUUUCCCCCAGCCUGAGAAUGAAGGCGGACGACUGGGGUUUCUGGGUGGCAUUGGAAAUGCCCAAGAAUUACUGGACACAACUCUAGAGCCUCCAUCUUGUGGCCAAACCGUAUGCGACAAUGUUGAAGUCAUUAAAAACUACAACCAGCGUUGGACCUUCCGUCGGCCGAAGAAAGUGCGGUAUCGUGUCAUAAACAUUUGGGACAAUGCAAGGACCAAGCCGACUGUAUCAGACCACCAGAUCAUUCUGCAGCACCAGCAGCUUAAUGAUGCCUUUAGCCCCUACAAUAUUACCUGGGAGCUCAGCGUUCAUAAUGUGACUAAUUCCUCCCUGCGCAAUCGCUUGAUUCUCGCUAACUGUGAUAUCAGCAAAGUGGGCGAUGAUGCGUGUGAUCCAGAGUGCAAUCAUCCAUUGACAGGCUUCGAUGCAGGUGACUGCAUGUCUAGCCAUUCGAACCGCUGCCCUAAGGAGAAGCAGGGGAAUGGUAUAUGUGACCCUGAAUGUAACUGGGAAAACUUCUUCUAUGAUAAUGGAGACUGCUGUAAUCCCAAUGUGACGGAUGUGACCAAGACUUGCUUCAAUCCCUCCUCACCACACAAAGCCUAUUUGGAUGUGAAAGAGCUGAAAGAGAUUCUACAACUGGACGGUUCGACUCACCUGAAUGUGUUCUUUGCCAAUUCUUCUGAUGAAGAUCUGGCAGGGGUUGCCACUUGGCCGUGGGACAAGGAGGCCCUUACACAUUUAGGUGGGAUUGUGUUGAAUCCUUCCUUCUAUGGAACUUUUGGUCACACUGACACAAUGGUCCAUGAGAUUGGGCAUAGCCUCGGCCUAUACCACGUGUUUCGAGGCAUAUCAGAAAUUGAAUCAUGCAAUGAUGCAUGUUUGGAAACUGAGCCCUCAAUGGAGACUGGAGACUUGUGUGCGGACACCAACCCCUCACCCAAAUACAAAGGCUGCAAUGACCCCAACCCAGGCAAUGAAACCUGUGGCUGUCGGCAGUUCACACAUACGCCAUUUAACAACUACAUGAGUUAUGCAGAUGAUGCUUGUACAGACUCAUUCACACUGAACCAGGUGGCAAGGAUGCACUGCUACCUGGAUCUGAUUUACCAGACAUGGCAACUGGACUCUAAACCUCCCCCGGUACCGAUGGCACCCCAAGUAGUUGAGCAGCAUCAUAAUUCCAUCACUGUGGAAUGGUUUCCACCAAUUUCUGGACACUUUUACAACAGAGAAGUGGGAUCAGUGUGUGAUAAAUGUACUGAGGGGCGAGUUCUUCUGCAGUAUGCCUUCAACUCUUCAUCUCCAAGGCCAUGCGCCCCUUCUGGACACUGGUCACCACGAGAGGCUGAAGGCCCUCCAGAUGUGGAGCAGGCAUGUGAACCAAGUGUGCGCACGUGGAGCCCCAAUGCAGGGAUUGAGCAAGGUGUUGUUGGCCUGUCGGAGUGCCCUGACCAGGGCUGCAUGCUUCAACUAGAGUUCCCCUACCCGCUGGUACCUGACUCCUUGACCGUGUGGGUCACAUUUUUCAGCCCUGAGGAAACAGCGCUGCCUGCUAUCCAUAACAUCUUGCUACUGACUGUCGGUGGGGGCAACAUUUCACUGGGCCCCAGUAAUGUUUUUUGUGACACCCCACUGACUAUGAAGCUGGAUGUAGAAGAAGAGGUGUAUGGGGUACAGUUUUACACUAUGGAGCAACACCUGGAGAUUGAUGCCACUCUCUUGGCCUCCAAGCCAGACUGCAUUCUUUGCAGGCAUUGUCAACCACUGCGCUACCGCCUGUUGCGGCAACCAGCCUUCACCCAUGCACCUCAUGGACUGAUGUUGAAUGAACCAAUCCGCCGAUAUACAGACAGGGAUGUGGUACCACAUGUUGUGUAUACCUACCAGAUUCAAACAAUCUCCAGCCGUAGUGAGAGUGAGCCCUCCCCACCACUGUUGCAUGAACUUGGGGCACCCUACUGUGGGGAUGGACGCAUCCAGAGCUCCAAAGGAGAAGAAUGUGAUGAUAUGAACUCCAUGAAUGGAGAUGGCUGCUCUAGUCGGUGCAAGAAAGAACCUUUCUUCAACUGUGUUGAGGAGCCAAGCAUGUGCUACUACUAUGAUGGUGACGGGGUGUGUGAGGACUUUGAGCGAGAAACAGGUGUGAGAGACUGUGGCCUCUACACACCCAGCGGUUUCUUGGACCAGUGGGCUUCCUCUGUUGAAGUUUCCCAUGAAAAAAAGCCCUACUGCUCUGGUGAAGUGGCUGCUGGGUAUCCUGCUGUUACUAAGACAUGUCAGUCCAAGAUCUUUGAUUUAUCUGAUGGAGUGUCCCAGUAUGCCUGGUUCCCCUGUCGUGAGGCUGAUCGGUCACAAUGGGGAUAUUCUACCUACUGGCUGAGGGCCCACUUUUCUCAUCCCAUGGUGGCAGCAGCGGUAAUCAUACACCUGGCUGCUGAUGGGACUGCCUUCCUUGAUGCAACACAGUGCAAUAUAACGGUUCAGCUGGUGGACACCAAGGAGGGUAUCCAUAGUCUUGGUGAGUGGCGUCUGAGCUGCCGCACUAACCCUUUGGUGAUCCCCGUGAGCCACGACCUGUCAGUGGCCUUUUACCACACCAAGGCUAUCCUGGUCAUGUUUUCCUCUCGCCUUGUGGCCAUCUCUGGUGUAGGCCUGCGAUCUUUCCAGUCUUUCGACCCCAUCACAAUAAGUGGUUGCCAGAGUAAUGAAAUCUACGAUCCCACUGGACAGAGUUGUGUACAUUAUUCGUGCGAAGCCAUUGACUGCCAGAAACCCCUAAUCCGCAAUGCAGAGCUAAAGUGCAGUAGCCCUGGCCGCCACUUCUACAACGGAGACCGCUGCACCAUCUCCUGCAACUCUGGAUAUGUCCUGCAAGUCAACCAGGAUGAUGACAUUGUCAAAAGCCAGUCUGAUUCUUCAGUGACGAUAACAUGUGCAAAUGGGAAGUGGAAUAAGAUGGUAUCAUGUGAGCCUGUGGACUGUGGUCUGCCAGACAAAUACCAUGUUCAUCCUGCUAAUUUCAGUUUCCCAGAAGGCACUACCUACGGCAAGAAGAGCACUUUUAAGUGCAAAGAACCUGCCCAGCUCUUGGGUACAAACAACACUCUAACCUGCCUAGAAGAUGGUCUGUGGUCCUUCCCUGAAGCUCUUUGUGAGCUCCGCUGCCCAGCCCCUCCUCCUGUUCCUAACGCAGUGCUGCAGACAAAGCGUUGCAAUGAGACAGGCCUAAAAGUUGGCACACUCUGCAAGUACAAGUGCAAGCCAGGCUACCAUGUUAGCAAAACUCCCAAGAGGCGUGCAUUUAAACGUCAGUGCACAGAGGAUGGCACCUGGCUGGAGAGGGCAUGCGAGCCGGUGACUUGUGAUCCUCCACCGCCCGUCUUCCACGGUUCCUAUCACUGCACUGAUGGCUUUCGCUUUGACAGUGUCUGCAGACUCAACUGCUCUGAUCCUGCUGGUAAUACAGCUAUCACCACCACAGGAGGCUCUGCCCAUACGGUGAGGCUGCUGCACGCUCCAUGCAAGCAGGGUACAGGGUCCAAUGUAAUCCGCUGUAGAAAGGAUGGAAACUGGACAGGGUCAUUCCGCCUAUGCCCACACAUCAAAGGCCAGUGUUCUUUACCUCAAAAUCUCCAUCAUAGCCUACAGUACACCUGCAAAAAUCAAGACCACAACAUAGGUAACGAGUGUGAGCUGACAUGCAGAGAAGGUAACGGUGAAGUGGUGAUUCUCCCUAGCAACAUGACAGUGGAAAAUGUACUCCAAGAGCACUGGAGGAUCCCAAAUAAAGUCAAGAAUAUAAUCUGUACAAUGGGACUGAAAUGGUAUCCACCCCCUGAACAGCUCCAUUGCAUCAAGGGAUGUGAGCCAUUCAAGGGAGACAACUACUGUGAUCCAGCCAACAACAGAGCCUUCUGUAACUAUGAUGGAGGAGACUGCUGCCAAUCCACUGUCAAGACUAAGAAGGUGAUUCCAUUCCCCAUGUCUUGUGACACACAGAAGGAGUGCUCCUGUCUGGAUCCCAAUGCGUUAGAGAACCGAAAGAAAGACCAUGUCCAUUCCCUGGGGUGAUCAAACCGAGCUUGGACCUCUGUUUGGCAUCCCAGGACCCUAUCUCCAACACAACACAGCCAGAGUGGCCGAGGCAGACCCCCUCAUUCAUCUUCUUCUCGGCCUCCAAUUUCCUGCACAUGCUGCUUAAAUGGCAUACCUCUCCAUCUAUACUGCAACCCCAACCAGCUGAAAUGCUUCCACCAUCACAUCACAGGAAGAUCUAGAGGAUGGGACUCAUGAGACUCCACAGAAAAAUGUCUUUUCAGCUGCAAGGAAAGUAACCCCUGCAAUAUCAUCCUUAAUAUAAAUAUAUAUAGCAAAGGAGAAAAAAAAAAAAAAAAAAAAAAAAAAAAGAAACAGACAUUUUUUGGAAGAAUAUGAAACAAAACAAACAAACAAACAAAAAAAGAACAAAAAUGUAACCAAGCCUAGGUAGCAUGCCUUUUGUUGAGUUUUGUGCUGGUGUUUGUUUUAGUUACCUCACUCUUCAUUCACAUGACUGAACCAAAGGUAAAUCCAAACAUGCAAGAUGAGGAUAGUGUGGAUGUUGGCUCUGUGUUAUGAGGCUUCAAAGGAAAUGAUUAUAUAUGUUAAACGUGAUCCUCAGACACGUUGAAGGCAUGUUGAGCACCUUUUUGGGUGGGGCUAAAAAGUUUAUGCUUCUAUCACUCAUUGUUUCAAACAUAGCCAGAUAUUCUGUCAUUGUAUUCUGUUUAGCAACAUGUUUCUUCAUGGAAAUAUCUUAAGCAGUGGGGGCUAUAUUUAGUUCAGAUGGAAAUGAGACAGCCAUAUUGUUUUCACAGAUCCAAAGAUCCAACACACACACAAAAAUAAAUAAAUAAAAACUUAAAUGCACAGAAUACACAAGAAAUGUCACAGAAAAAAAUACCCUAAGCUACUUUUGUAUGUAGAACAAAAACCUGAAUGCAUUUAUAUCAUUUUAGUGUUGCUUUUGUUUUUUUCCCCAUCUUUUCAUCAUGACAUAUUAUAGGGUUGGACAGCUUUGUCUUCCUUGCUGCUCACUGUUCCUUUUUAUAGCAUUCACUUCUUUUCAUCUUGCAUUUAUACAGAAUACAUGUUAACAACACCACAGAUGAAAUGGAUUAGGUAUUUAAUAAAAGUCUGAUCCUAACUCCAUUUACCAUCCUCCUUCUCAACCAUUUACCCCCAAAUAUUACUAUAUAUAUUGAUCACGACUUAAAGAAUGUCAUUCAUAACACCUCAGGCUUUGGGAUAAGUUUAGUUUCAGUUUGAACUUCUCCCUAAUGGCGCUUGAUAAGAACUUCAUUACCUCAAGCUCUGAUUUAAAAGGUUUAAAUUGAAAGUAAAAACAUCCCAGUCCCAUUCAGAAUGUAGUCAGUGCUUGUCAGGAGUCUGUGGCUUUCUUGAUCACACAGUACUGCACCACACAGUUACACAAGGGAUUAAAAAAUGAAGGCCUGGAAAUUGUCUAAAAGCUUAGAAUAAGAAUAAACAAAGGUGAAAAGAUACCAUAUCAUUGCUUUCCCAGCACACCACCCUUCCACACAGAGCUUUUAUUCUCUCCCCUCGCAGUACUAUUGGACUCUGCUGUCUCUCCACAGGCAACAAUGUUGUACAUGAAAAUGACACUUGGAUGUAUGUGUCAACACAAUUUGAUCAAAGCUCCCUAAGACCUUCUGCCCAGCCUAGCUUAAGUCCUUGAUGUAACUGUUCUCUUCUGUUAAAAAAAAGUGCACUUCUACACAGCACUUUUCUGUUUUGUCAACUUUGGUGUUCAGUCCCCCAAAAUUUGUUUUGUUAGACUAAAUGGCUGCUACAAUAUCCCUUUAUAUGGGUACCCUUUAUUCAAGAUACACACUUGUUUUUCCCAUUGAAGGCUGCUUGGAAUAAGUGUCCAACGUUUGCUGCUCCAGUUUCACAGCAACCACAGUCAUGGAAACAGUCUGCGUGAUAUUUCAUUUAAUUUCGGCCAAUGGCACAGUCGCUCUGACUCACAGAAGGCUGCUAUAGCAUUCCAGAUCAUUCUCAAAAACACAUGAUCUUACUAUAAGUUGUACAGGUAUCAGAGUAAGACAAAUAUCAUUUUAUCAUCAAUGUUAGAGAACAGCUAAAAACUUACUAGAACAUACAAAGAAAGUGAGAAGGUAUUAUUGACCAUCAAAUAUAAAGAAAAACAUAUAUUUAAAAAAGUUGUUAUUAUAUUCAUGAUGGACAGGAGUGUUAGAAAUUGUUUUGGGAUUUUUUUUGUUUAUCAUGGUUUUCAUUUUUUUUAAAAAUGUAAUAUUUAAUCAGUAUUUGUAUUAUUGACCUCAGUUACUGCACUUUCUAGUAGACAUGUAAGAAGAAAAAGUAUAUUGUUCAAAAUGUUUAGAAGCUGCUAUUGUCAAAAUGAUGAUCUGAGAAACUGUGUGAUAAUCAGUUAUUUGACUCAUUGAGUUGAUAUUAGCUGUCCUGUUAUUUGCGUUUCACUUGGAUAUGGCUAAAACACUCAGAGAGCUCACAGUUGCAGUUCAUGUUGGAAAUAUCUUAACUAUAAAACACCCAAUUACACAUCAUACCCAAAUCCAGGUUCCAAAUCCAGAACAACUGGGUCCAUGUCAAUGCUUUUUCACAAAUAUAUAGUCAUAGAUUUAAGGUCUGGCUAAAAUUUAUUUUUCUUUUGUGCUUCCUUUUGUGUUGUUUGUGUAAGAGCUUAGGAGUUGAAUGUUUUGGUAGAGAAAUGGAGAGAUGGUGAAGACAGAAAAAUGAAGAAACCCCAUUCAAAGGGACUCUUGAGAGACUUUGCAACUUUAUGCGAUAUAAAACUUUGUAAGGACAUUCUAAAGGCUUCAUCAUCUUCAAAGAUUUCAUUUAAUACUUUAUAUGAAAACUAUAUAGCCCUGCUAAAGAAAAAAAAAAAAGAAAAAAAAGACCUAUAUUAUGUUGCUGUUAUCAAAUUAUAUGUAAUAUUAGUACUUUCAAAUAGUGCUGCUUCAUACAGAUUUAAUGCCAGUGGGGAGAGACUGAUCUGCAGUCACUACAUUGUGCUGAUAAUAUGCAGUACUGUGGUUCAUCUGCCACAAAAGUCACUGGAAAUACAUUCCAGCUGUUCAAAUGGAUGAAUCUGAACCGUUUAUUGGAUCCUUCCCUUCAUUCAAAUUAUUUAGUUUAAUGUAAUCUGUUGUCUUUGUCAUAGUUAGGCUUACUUAGACAUAUCCUCCUCAGCAAUCACUUGUGUCAUCAGUCAAUGUCUGGAUACCAAAACUGAUUUUUUUUUUAAGGCUACAGAAUGUGACUACAUGUCAACUUGAAAAAUUCUGUUCCUAAUAUUGAAGAAGGUACCCAUAAGCCAUAGCUAACCAUGGGAGAAAGUAUACAAUUGCGCAUUGGAUGAGGACAUAACCUCUCUACUGUAGUCAUCACAGGAUCCCUUGCUGUACCUCAUGCCUGUAAUGUUUGCUGCUUCUAUAUUUUUGGUAAUUUAGUGACAUUUUGAGUCUCAUAACAAUGAUGUAAAUAGUAGAACUAUUUAUUGAGAAUGUUAUACUUUUUAAGUUAUAUUUAAUGUCAUGUAAAUUAUUUUUUACAUUGUUCUUAUAAAUCAACACAUUAGAAGUUGUGAUUCAAAACUGUCAUUUUGUCUGUGCCAUCACAGUCCAUUGUGAUCAUUGCUGUUAAGCACUGAUCAGACAUGAACAGUUGUAUUUCGGCCCACAACCACAAAAGAACUUCUCUCUCUUGCGUGCUAUGUGAAGAUGAGUCUUGAUUUCAUACAAUAUUUUUACAUUACUGAGUGAAUUGUAUGUUGUUUUUCUUUAAAACCAGAAUGUAUACUUUAGAUUUGUCAUUUUUUUCUCAAAAGAAAUGCACAUAUUAGCCAUACAAGGAGUUCUUAAAAAAGAACUAGGUAUAUAAUAGUCAAAUACAUAAAUCUAUACUAUAGUGGAGCAUAUUUUGAGAGCAAGUGGAAAGCUUUGGAAUAACAGUUUGGGCUGCUUUCUAGCCAGCUGAAGCAGGAGAAAAUGUGAAAGUGGCAAAGAAAGAAAAAAAAAAUCAAAAAACAAGGGGAAAAAAAAGACUGGAGGUCAGACGGCAGCUGAUGGUGAGUGUUCAUGGAUGGGGCAAAAGUAGAAGGUGGGCAGUGAGAGAGGUAGGGAUGGGUGGGCUGCUUUUCCUGGCCUGUCUGGCUGUUUGUCCAGGUGUGAAAGUGUAUACUCACAGAGGCUGCCCCUGGGCCAGGAGCGGCCAGCCUGGCUGGCAACACGCUGAGGCCAAUGAGUCAGAGUUUCUCCCAGAAGUGGCAACCAUCCCUCUCUGGGACUCCCACCACCCCUUCUUCCACCUCACUACCUCCACCUCCUCUCUCUUCGACACACUGCCUCAUCUGUCACUGUCAGCUAUGGUUGCACGGGGUGGCCAGGGUCAAGCUGGCCCUGUGAAAAUGAGAGAGGAUGUUUGCCCAGCUUACAGAGCCUUUUGAAGUUAGGCUGAAGGAACACAGUUCUCCUCACCUACAGUCCAUGCUUAUCACAUCAUAUGAUGUUAUAGCAGCCCGUUUGACAGGCUUUGAUACCUGUCCAUCCCAGCCACCAACAGCCAUCCCUUUGUUUCUAAUUUUACAUCAGAUUUUUUUAUUUCUUGUCUGAAAGUGGCAGAAAGUUUGUGUAUAACUUAUAAAGCAGUGAGGAUUGAAAGAGUGUCUGAAGCGCUAAUGUUUACGCUCAGAUCUUUGUGGAGGAAAAACAAUGAUGUGCCAUCAUGUUGUAAGACAUUUUCUUUGUGUGUUGUAACACAUGAAGUACCUCUCACAGGCCUCUGGUUAUAGAAUGGUCCUAUUAUGUCUAUUUCUUUAUCUUUGAAUAAAUAAAAUAAGUGAAUUGUUCUUUUUUUUUUUUUCUAAAUGAGAAGUACAAAAGUGUAUUUGCAUAUUAUGUGGAUAUUUAGUGGUAUUACUGCAAUGUUUCGUACCCAACUGCUCAACAAAUAUAUUUUAAGGUGUAAAUAUUAAUACUAUAUGAUGAUUGUAUUUGCAAACCAUGUACUAACUGUAUGAAAGUAGCUUUUUGAUUUUUAUCAUAACUAUUAUACAAAGAAAUGAACCGUGAAAUGUUGUGCAUUGUGUCAAAGUAUCACCUGCAAGACAGAAAAAAAAAAAAAAAAAAAAAAAAAAUCUGUGAUGCUUUACAACACCACUUGCUGUCAGCAUUUUUUU
This is a messenger RNA of Melanotaenia boesemani (Boeseman's rainbowfish), 10117 nucleotides long. It is a transcript of the gene pappaa, whose product is annotated as pregnancy-associated plasma protein A, pappalysin 1a. Lineage: Eukaryota; Metazoa; Chordata; Actinopteri; Atheriniformes; Melanotaeniidae. Gene Ontology annotation, molecular function: metallopeptidase activity; protein binding. The transcript is spliced from 22 exons. The record is from RefSeq and is a predicted model, not a curated record. The coding region runs from base 1 to 4962 and encodes 1653 amino acids.